CAUAUACUUUUGACAAUGGAAUAACGUCUAGCAAGGCUAGAUAAUUGAUCUGAGCAUAAACAGAUUUAUCUGUGGUGGCGUGAGUAUUUUUGACGUUUGUCUCUGUCGUAUAUCGUCUGUGAUAUGUUAUGUUUAUGUAGAUAAUUAAUAAUUACGUAGUGAUUAUAUACUCUUUGGUUUUCUUCUAUUUACAAAAUAAAGCAUCAGGGUGCGGUUUUUAUUGUAAAUUUAAAUAAUUUGAAAAAUCAAGGAAAUUGAUAAAUUUAAAUCCGUAAAACACCAACUACACCAAGAUGCAGUGCUGCGUGCCUUUCUGCGUAAAUACUUCAGACAAUGCGUCAACAUCUGAGGGAACAGGAAUUACCUUUCAUGAGUUACCCAGUGAAGAUAAUCUCCAUGCUGCUUGGCUCAGAGCCCUCGGCACACAAGACCAUCACCUGCCCGACCCUGCUGUGGUCUGCUCACAGCAUUUUUUAGAUGAAGACUUUUAUAUAUCAAAGAGUUGUGUAAGGCAGAUUCGCUCUAAUGCUAUACCUACAACAGUGCAGAUGUGCAUGAUAUGCCUGGACACUGACAGCAAGCUGUCUCUAAUGAGUAAACACAAGUUGGAGGAGGCAUAUGAACAGCUAACUGGACUGUCUUUGUGUCGUGGAGGAAACCUGAAGCAAACACUCUGUGUGCUGUGUGCUCAGAGAUUGAUUAACUUCAGUAGAUUUAGAGACUUGUGCUUGAGAGCCCAUUCACUGAUGACAGACUUACAUGCACAAGAUGAAUCAAUUACAAUAAAACAUAUAGAAUUGAUGAACUGCACAGCGAAACAUCUCAAGUUUAAUUUGACACGAACCACAUUACCAGCUAAUCACUGUGACUUGUACAUAGAUCACACUGAUGAAGAGGAACAGACAGCAGCAGAGGAAUCUGUAGUGGGAGAUGUUGAAACAGUUGUGGUAAAGACUGAAGACAAUUCCAACGACCUUAUUUCUACCGACAAUUACUCCAAUAUAAGCAUAAAGUUGGAAACAUGUUUACUAGAUGAAGAUAUAAAUGAAUCACUUGAUGCAAACACAGCAGUUUCCCGCACUACAGUUCCAGAACAUGUGCCCGAAACAGAGAAUUUCAUUAAGAUUGAAAGUGUUACCUUUGGCUGUACGCUUUGUUCUGAAGAGUUUAUGCAAGAGAAUGAAUACUAUGAACACAUGAGCGAGCAUCUCAAGAAUGCUGGAGACGUGUGCGAGCCUCGUGCAGCUGUGAGCCGCAGCGGUGACUCACUCGUGCUGCAGAACAAGUCAGUAUACAACGACCCUGCAUGUGAUGCAUCACAAGUGUGCGAGCCUCGUGCAGCUGUGAGCCGCAGCGGUGACUCACUCGUGCUGCAGAACAAGUCAGUAUACAACGACGCUGCAUGUGAUGCAUCACAAGUGUGCGAGCCUCGUGCAGCUGUGAGCCGCAGCGGUGACUCACUCGUGCUGCAGAACAAGUCAGUAUACAACGACGCUGCAUGUGAUGCAUCACAAGUGUGCGAGCCUCGUGCAGCUGUGAGCCGCAGCGGUGACUCACUCGUGCUGCAGAACAAGACAGGAAGUCGGAGGCGGAAUGAUGUCCCUCCCCCGGCUGCAGACUGCGCUCAGGCUUUAGUCGCUCCACUGUCCGCGAGACUUGCGGCAAACAAGGACCACACAGUGCAGGCAACUGAAGAAGCAGCUGCGACCCGGAAAAGUGAACAAAUCCUUGAGACUGACAUUGGCGAACUGGACAACCAAUCAUCUCAGAGCGGCACCAAAAUAUAUACAGACAUAAAUAGAUUCACAAACUGUGUAGUACAGUUAUAUGAUAUUUUCAAGAAACCGAAAAAACCUGUACCAGAUAAGAAACCACGCGUGAAAACCCACACUGAUGCAAAGCCUUAUUCUUGUGAGAUGUGCAAUUAUAAAUGUGCACGUAAACAUCAUUUAUUAUAUCACAUGAACACUCACACUGGCGAAAAGCCUUUUUCUUGUAAGGUUUGCAAUUAUAAAUGUACAAUAAAAAGUAAUUUAUUGCGUCACAUGAAAACGCACACUGGCGAAAAGCCUUUUUCUUGUGAGAUUUGCAAUUAUAAAUGUGCACUCAGAGGUGAUUUAAAAAGACAUAAAAGAAUCCACACUGGCGAAAAGCCUUUUCCUUGUGAGAUUUGCAAUUAUAAAUGUACACGUAAACGUCAUUUAUUGAAUCACAUGAAAAGGCACACUGGUGAGAAACCUUAUUCUUGUCAGAUUUGCAAUUAUAAAUGUAUACAGAAACAUCAGUUAUUACAUCAUAUGAAAACGCACACUGGUGAGAAACCUUAUUCUUGUCAGAUUUGCAAUUAUAAAUGUAUACAGCGACGUCAGUUAUUACAUCAUAUGAAAACGCACACUGGCGAGAAACCAUUUUCUUGUUAGAUUUGCAAUUAUAAAUGUGCACAUAAACCUAAUUUAUUGCAACAUAUGAAAACACACACUAGUGAGAAGCCUUUUUGUUGUGAGAUAUGUAGUUAUAGAUGUGCACGCAAAGGUGAUUUAAACAGACAUAAAAGAACGCACACCAUCAUCAGAAAGAUCUCACAUCUGCAGAAAGAUGUAAUUUAUUGCGACAUAAGAUGAUAAUGCACACUCACUAACAGCCAUAUUUAUAGACAAGUAAAAGUCUUUACUUAAGCAAAAGUAAUUGCUUAAACAACGAUUUUCAUUCUAUAGUCUACUAAACGGCAGAAGUAAGCAAUGCAAUAAUUAAGAAUUCUUAGCUAAGUAAUAGUCACGAUUUUCUUUAUUUAAGAAUAGUCUGUCGAGUGUUUUAAAACAAUUUGAGGUAAGUAUUCUAUCAUUUGUGCCUGUGACGUGGAACACUUGUGAAUUUGUAAAAUAUUUCAACAGUUUGCUUACGUACAUAUUUAUUUGUUGUUUUGUUCUGUGUACGUAAAUAAUAUGGAUAAUAUAGAGAAUUUGUUUUCACUUGUGGACAGUAUUGAUAUUGAUGUUUUGCGGGAAGUUGAUGAAAGAAUUAAUAUUCCUGAUACUAGAAUGCCGAAAAAAUACCUUCUAGAUAUGGACCCACUUAAACUUGACUAUUUUUCUGAUCAAAUGUAAUUAUUGUAUCCGAAAGUGCCGCAAGUGUUGAUACACUCUAAAGUGCAAACAGAAGUUACAGUUGUAAACUAUUGACAACUGUACGAAGUGCAACUCUCUGCGCUGCUGCUAAAAUCAGUUGAACGUUCCAGAUACUAGGCUAGACAGAUAAAAAUUAAAAAAUGUUACAUAUACAAUAUACAUACACUAUCGAAUAAUAGCCAGAAUCUUUGAAUAGCAAUGAAAACUCGAUUUUCGAAAAAUGGUGUGAAUUAAAAAAGUUUAUUUCAAUCAGUAACAAAUAAUUAAAGGCUAGUCUUCUUUUAAGAGUUGUACACUCCUGUGACAGAAGACGCCGCUCUUCCAUAACAAGCCGUUAUUAAAAAUAUUUAUAAUUCAUCAUAGUGGGUACAACAAAAAAAAAAUCUAAAGACAUAAAAACAUGUGUGUGUGUGUGUGUCUUGGGUAAUGUACUCGUAUUAUGUAAUACGCUUCAGUAGAGAUUCAACUAUCUAUCUCUUACAUAAUACUGGCCUGUGUAUACUGGACGAUGGACUGAAAAGCUGCUUCACUGGUAUCCAUGCGUUAAGUGCUGGCCUCACUGACACAGCAGGUAUCAAUUGGAUUAGAUUUGCGAGCGAGAAAAGUAGGUGCUUUAAUAACAAAAUUAAAAAAAAAUGUUAAAUGUAUGAAAUAUACUUUAUUGUACACCAAAAAGAAUAAUAACAAGCAAGAAGUUAACUUAAAAAGUAAUGUACAAUUGGCGGCCUUAUCGCUAAUGAGCGAUCUCUUCCAGACAACCAAUCGAAAAAGAGAAAAUAAAUACAAGGAAUAAUGAAUAAUGACGGGUGUACACAUAAAAAGAAAAGUAGAAAAUACAUGACACUUAGAUAAUAUAUAAAUCAAAAUAUACAUACUUAUAACAAGUUGCCAUACUUAAAAUCGUAAAUUAUUAAAUGUACAUUCUAUAUACUGAAUUCAUCAUCAAUCAUACUAAAUUAAAGUUCACAGCAGGUCCAAACUGGAGAAGGGUCGCAUUAGAAAGAGAGUGGAAGUCGCUGGAGGAGGCCUAUGCCGAAAGGCACACUAUGCCUAUAUAGGAGACAUUCUUUAAAAAAAAAAAAACAAAAUGUAAUGUAUAUAUUGUAAUUUCUUAACGCAGUAUAAAGGGCUUAUUAUUACUUUUAUACUAAAUUGACAUUAAUAAUUAGACAAAUUUGUAUUAUUUUGUAUUUGUAAUUUGUAUUGGUUAUUGAAAUAAAGGCUGUUAUUUUUCCUCUCA
Messenger RNA from Bicyclus anynana (squinting bush brown), 4365 nucleotides. Its product is annotated as zinc finger protein ZFP2-like. Bases 294 to 2420 code for a protein of 708 amino acids. The transcript is spliced from 9 exons. Lineage: Eukaryota; Metazoa; Arthropoda; Insecta; Lepidoptera; Nymphalidae. Gene Ontology annotation, cellular component: nucleus. Gene Ontology annotation, biological process: regulation of transcription by RNA polymerase II. Gene Ontology annotation, molecular function: DNA-binding transcription activator activity, RNA polymerase II-specific; zinc ion binding; RNA polymerase II cis-regulatory region sequence-specific DNA binding. The record is from RefSeq and is a predicted model, not a curated record.